This is a messenger RNA of Anneissia japonica, 2783 nucleotides long. Its product is annotated as spliceosome-associated protein CWC27 homolog. The transcript has 11 exons. Gene Ontology annotation, cellular component: catalytic step 2 spliceosome. The record is from RefSeq and is a predicted model, not a curated record. NCBI's taxonomy places the organism in Eukaryota, Metazoa, Echinodermata, Crinoidea, Comatulida, Comatulidae. Gene Ontology annotation, biological process: protein peptidyl-prolyl isomerization; protein folding. The coding region runs from base 122 to 1528 and encodes 468 amino acids. Gene Ontology annotation, molecular function: peptidyl-prolyl cis-trans isomerase activity.
UCUGCCGCAUUAUCCACAGAAGCAGCUACGGUGUGUCAGACGGGCCUAGCCUAACCUAGUGGGGCCUAGUUCUGAGUAAAUUUAUGUUAAAUGUAGAAUAGAAAAACAAGAGAAGAGCACUAUGAGUAACAUAUAUAUCCAUGAACCACCAACGAAUGGGAAGGUUCUUCUAAAAACCUCUUGCGGUGAUAUUGACAUUGAGUUAUGGUCAAAAGAAACACCAAAGGCAUGUCGCAACUUUGUCCAACUUUGUAUGGAAGGCUACUAUGACAACACCAUUUUCCAUCGUAUUAUUAAAGAUUUCAUAGCACAAGGAGGUGAUCCUACAGGGACAGGAGAGGGUGGCGAUUCAAUUUAUGGGAAAACUUUCAAGGAUGAAUUUCAUUCAAGACUCAAGUUUGUUCGUCGUGGUUUGGUUGCUAUGGCUAAUGCUGGUCCUAACGACAAUGGCAGUCAGUUCUUCUUUACUCUAGGCCAAUGUGAUCAUCUCACUGGUAAACAUACUAUAUUUGGAAAAGUUGUUGGCAAUACUAUCUAUAACUUGGUGAAGUUAGCUGAUGUACAGACAGAUGGGGAUGACCGACCAAACUUUCCACCAACUAUCAGGUCAACGGAGGUAUUGGCUAAUCCUUUUGAUGAUAUUGUUCCACGAGAAUCAAAGAAGAAAGAACUUGAAAAAGAUGAAACUAAAUCAAAGAGCAAAUCAAAAGCAACAAAAAAUUUUAGUCUAUUGUCAUUUGGAGAAGAAGCUGAGGAAGACGAAGAGGAAGUUAAUGUUGCAAGUAAACAGAUGAAGACUAAAAGUAAGAGUGCACAUGACCUCACAGAUGAUCCCAAGUUAAGCACCCAAGCAGCAUUAGAUGUUGAGAAUUUACCCCCUGCAAAAAAGCAAAGAGUUGAUGAAACGGAAGAGAUAACUGAAGAAGACUACAAUGAAAAGAUGAAAGAGAAGAUAAAAAAUAAGUUAAAGAAGGAAGGAAAAGCAAGCACUGUAGGUGAUAAAGAAAAGGGCGCAAGUAAUAGUAGUAGAAGAGAAGCUUUACAACAAGAAGCUGAAGACCUGAAACGAGAACUAUUAGGAAAAAAGAAGAAAGAAAGAAAAAAAGAUACUUCAGAAGGCACAGAUGAAUUAAAAAAUGAAGAAUCAACAGAUGAAAAUGCAGAUGAGGUAAAGGAAGGACAAACAGAUAUGAUCAAUGAGUUUAAAGAUCAGAAGAAAAAGUUCAAACAUAUGAAGAAAAAACAAGCAAAGGGAACCUCACGGGAAGAACAGACUCUCGCUAUUUUGGCAAAGUUUCAGAAUAAAUUAAUAGCCGCAAAUGAAAAGACACACGAGGAAGGAGAAACGGAAGAGGGAAGCAAGGAAAUAAGUUGGAUGAGCCACAAGUUUGAAUGUGACAGUCAUGAUAUUAAAGUGAAGGAUGCCAACGUCCAAGAUGCAGACACUUUUGAUAUAUUUGACCCUAGAAAUCCAAUGAAUAAGCGCAAGAGAGACAAUGCUGCAACCAAGGCAAAAGUCAAUAGGUGAAAUGAUGAUUAUGUGGUUUUUAGCGAUUUAGUAGGGAUGGAGAAGAGGAAUGGACGCAGAAAGUUCUUAACUAUCGACUGUAUCUAGUGAGAUAAUUCUUAACUAUUAAAGGUAAAUAUUAAAGGCAUCUAAUGAGAGUGGUAUACUUAAUGUCAUUGGUUUAUCUAUCUCAAAUUGAUGAAGUACAAGGACUGUACAUGCCACACACAUGCUGUGAAAAUGGUUGUCAUUGACAUUUCAGAAGAUGUGAUGCUAUAUAUUUGUUUUAAUGCCAAUAGAGAUAAUAUUCAGCCAUAUAACAAUGAGUUAUUAUUAUGGUCUGCUUUAUAGACCAUUUUAUUUGGUGUGUUUUGAAACAGCGCCAUUACGUCUGAAGAUUCACUGUGGGACAGCAGGGAAAACAACAGAUGAGAUCCUUUUUUUUAAUUACAGUAUGUAAACAUUAAAAUAAUAUCUUACAAUUUAGCCUUGUGUCUAUUAUCAGUAUAGGCCUCUUUUCCCAUUUUAAUAUAUUUGUGCUCGUUAAUAAUUUUGUAUUAUAGUUUAAUCAAUCCCCAUGAUGGAUUCUUAGGUUGAUGACGUGCAUGAUGGACAAGUCUUACUCAUGACCCAUUUUUACUCAUGGGUGGAGGGAGACAAACAUGGGUAAAGUGCCUUGCCCAAGGGCACAAGUAAAAUUCACAGCGAAGGUUUGAACCUCCGACCUUAAGGUUGAGAGACCGAAACCGCUGCACAAUAUCGCCCACAAUAUAUAUAGUAGAGUGUUGGGUGUUAGUACAGUAAGAGCCCAUUGCUAAUAAUAUUUUGUCCAGGCUUACUAUUCUAAGUUAAUAUUAAAUUAAUAUUAAAUCUAUACAUAGUUAUAUAUUAAGGCUGGGCUAGUAUUCAAUUCCAGAAGUUCAUUGCUUAUAAUACAAUUUAACUUAAUAAAUGAGAUUAACCAUUUUGUGCACUCUGAUUUAUACCAUUGUCAUUCAACUUCAUGUGAUGGCUCUCAAGUUAUUUGAUUUGAUUGCUGUAAUUUGGCAUGGGCCAAAAAUUAGAUAAUUAUUAAUGUUUGGCACUUGAUUUUCUUGACAAAAAUGACUAUAAAUUUAAUGGAACAGGUGCUAGAAUGUCAUUUCGCUUAUGAUAAACUAUAUUAUUUUGUAAAUAAUUUUUAAACAAACUGUUAUUGAACAUCAAAUGUAAUUGAUCUUUUCUAAUAGUUGUACUCAAUCUUGAAUAAAAAAUAAUUAUAAAUAUUAAUAGAUGA